UCACCUGUAGAAGCAAAGGAAACUGCAUCCCUUAAUCCCUUCUCCAUUUGUUUUGAUGGUCUUCACUCCCCACUCCUCUCUCCCCCCGCAUACACCUUGUUACCAACAGGAGGAGGAGCAAUCUGAGUUUCCAGAGGAAACCUAAACUCUCGUGGCUUUGAUUUUUCUCGUUUAAUUACUGAGCAUCUUUUGAAAUCCUCCCCCACCCAGGUAACCUGGACUGGCAAGCUGGAUGUAAAACCUCUCUGAGUAGGGGGAAGGUCUCUUAUUUGCCAUGGCAGCCAACAGCCACCAGGUCCAAACCCAUUCCCCUCAGGAAACACUAAAUUCUGUUUGCCACCAUCCCCUGAAUCUGAACAGCCACCCUCUGUCUAAGAGCUCCUCAAGUCUGGCGUGCAUUGGGCAAGUGAGUUCUGAUGAAAGACAGAGCAGCAAACAAGAUCUCAAGAAGAGCCUCAGUAGUACUGUCUGCCAAACACAGGUGAGUGAGAAUGAUGUUGGAAGUACCCCUAGUUCUGAAUGGUCUUCUACACAGUCGGGAAUGGUGGAAAGUUCAUCUGCUGUCAGAACCACGAGUGAUCAGUCACCAGGUGAUAAUGUGCAGAACAGAGCUACCACUACAAACCGCUUCCUGACCGUUGACCAGAUUCCAAUAUCCCUGGAAGAAAAGGACACUAGGAUGCAUGUCAAGAGUAACACUGUUGAAAAUAUUUCUUCAGUCUGUGAUACACACCAGCAAAGUGUGAAUAGAACGGAAGGACUGGAAGCUGCAGUUCAGAGAAGCCAUUCUGACCUAAUAUGCAGUUGCAAGCAGCAGAGUUCUGUCACCCACAUGGAAACCAGUGCCACACACUCCAUUAUAAGUUCUUCUAGCAGUAGUUAUGAUACAUCAGUGCAUAACACGUCUUUCCUAAGACCGAGAUAUGGCUCUGGAACAUAUGAAAAUACUCCUAACUAUCAAAACCGGGUGACUCAGAUUCCCACGUCAUAUAGCGACCAAAAAGUGCCCACAAACAGCUUUGACAGUGGUGGUAUAACAUAUAACACUACCAUUUAUACAGAUCCUGGAACAUUUCACACUGCCGUUCUAGGACCACACAUACCAGGAAGUGGUUUCCCAAACAGGACAAUGUGCAGUCAAUCAAUUGGGCUUAGUCAAGGUGGCAUGACUUACAAUAACAUAUCAAGCAGUAUAUACCCUGCCACAGUGAUGACAAUUCACAACAGCACUGCUCUACCCUGCAGUGCAAGGCAGGACUCUGCUAUGAAGAUAGACGGCACUGUUUCUGCCUAUUGCCAUUCUUUGCCAAUACCAUCUCUUCAACUUGUUCCAAGGUUGGUAUGCUCAGUUAGUGAAUCGGGAAGAGAACAGGUAACUCCUGGAUAUCGUCAGUCCUUGGCUACUUCAGAUAUCAUGACCUUUCCUAAACUUGUGUCAUCUGUUAGCGAAUCAGGUCUGGAUGCAAAGCGAAUCCUGAAAUGCUGUAGUGUUCCUGGGGAGCAUCUGUCACAUGCUCAGCACUGCAUUCAACAGAGCAGAGCUCAACAGGAAACGAAGGCUUCUUACAUUGUGUUGCAUGACCAGCAAUGUGCAGAUUUGAUAAUGAAGACUAAAGACACAUGGACUAUGACCUCUAUGAAUGACUUAACCAAAGGACUGAAAUCUCCUCUUCAGUGCAAAGAUGCAGAGGUACAAACCAUUUCAACAGUGGAAUGCAAGUCUGUGGCCACAAGCCCAUCUGUUGUAGCUGAAGGUCACCCUCAUGUGUUCCCAGAGGUUAAUUUAGAACAUGACCAAGAGGCCCCAAAGUCUCCAGUACGUGAAGUGAGAUGGGAUGAUGAAGGGAUGACAUGGGAAGUAUAUGGGGCAGCCGUGGACCCAGAAGUUCUUGGAUUAGCCAUUCAAAAACAUCUUGAAAUUCAGAUAGAACAAUUCCAUACAGAGCCUAUAGAGCUCUCUAGGAAAAGUACUGAGGAGUCACCUCCAGCUAAAGAGGCAAAGAAAAGGCCAUUUAGAACAAUGAUGCACUCUUUGAGACACCCAAGCUGCUGUGCCCGUUCCAAUACUGUUGUGGAGUGAACAUAGCUACAUGACUGCAACAUUUAAACUGUCUUGUAAAUAAACAUUACAUCUUAAGACUUAACGCAGCUAGUGUGGACAAUCCAGUCACUUUAGAAUAGGGUGGGAAACUGUGAGUUGAUAUAAAAUAAGAAACUCCAAGGAGAUCUAUUACCUGAGAACUCAACAAGAAACUCCAAGGAGAUCUAUUACCGGAGAAAGCAGAAGGGUUGUAUAUUUGUAGCUCCUUGACUUUUUUGUUUACUGUAGUACUCCUCUGUCCUUGUGUAUUAGAUGUGAAUAAUAUUACAAGCAAUGAUACACUUUUUUUCUAAAAGACAGAUCUUUUAAGGUCAUGUUAUUGUACUUUGUACUUUAAUAAUUUCUAGUUAGGAAAACUUACUUACAUUCUUUAGCAUCCUAUUUAGAUUGAAAUUGUUUGGGGAAAUAGUAUGCUGUUUUUAAAAACUAUAACUUAAUUGCAUUUUAGACUUUACAGAGCCAUAAAUACCACUUUAGUAAUAGAUAAAGGGCAUAAUAUUAAUUACACUGUAAUUGCUAUAUAGUUAAUGAGUAAGAGUGAUCUGUAAUAUAAAUGUGCAGAGUAACUUCAAUUCUGCUAGUCUGACUUAAUUCUAUACAUCACAUGUGUCACGGACAAUGUAUAGAUAGACGACACUACUGCAACAUCACUUAAAUUAGUCUAUAUAGUUAUAAUGAAUUACACGAUAAGUAUCCAAAGGAAUUAGUACUUGCAAUGUAACUAAGACAUAAAUGUACAAUAUUACCAAAGAUACCUAAUGGAUCAUGAAUGACUCAUGUAAUGUGAAUUUUAUCCUGAAUAACUCUUUCUUACAAACACAUGACACAAAAAAAGGAUCUCAGGUUAGUCUGUCAUAUUGUGUCUAUAUUACAGAUUAUAAGUGGUCAGUUUGGUUUCCUGACAUUAAAUGUAAUUUUUAGUGAUUUCUGGAUGUGCAUCUACAUUGAAUUGUGAUUUUUUAAAAACUGCAUAUGUGAUAAAUGUAUAGUCACAGGGAUGCCUAUUUGGAUGUGUACAGUACACUAGCGGAGGGACCAUCCUGAGCAACUUGCCCUCCACCAACCUCGUGUCCUCAUUUGGCUGGAGUGAAACAUGUUCCUAAAAGUCAGGUUUCUGUUCAUUUGCUUUUAAUAUAAUGCAACUUAAACUAUAAGGUUAAAAUUUCCAGCUAAUGAUUUGCCAUGUGAACUGUAGGAUCCCCUCUUCCCAAAAUUUGUGUGUGUGUUCACACACAAAUUUUGGGAAAUCAUUUGACAAUAAUGGGAUAGUUCUGAUCACUGUAAUUUUUUUCAAAAUAAUUGUAAUAAGUCCUAAAAUAGUAUUGGUAUUGAUUAGAAGGGAAUUGUAAGCGGAAGAAGAGACCAAUUAGGAUCAAUGUCUCUUAAACAAUGAUAGGCUGCUAUACAGUGUAGAUUAGAAGCUAGUACUACAACUACUAGGUUAUAUAAACUGCUGCAGUGAAUAAACCUAUAGUACUGUACUGGCACAGAUUUGCUACUACAUUACCAAUAUCUGAUUAUCACUGUAGGAGAAAAAUAAACAGCAAAUGAAGGGGAAGGACAGUAAGGCAAUCAGGUCAAUGUCUUGCUAAUCAAAAAAACCAGAUGCUCCCUUAUUUUGGGCAUUUCAGGUCUUUAGGCUUCUAAUUGAGUCACUGUGGCUUGUUAACAAAUAUAGUGUGUGCAUCUGCGGAUUUCCUUUGCUUUUGGAAAGGAUUAAAAUAGAAGAGAUUUUUAAUGGGAAUUUAGGAAAACUAAAAUAUUCAUCUGAAUAUUAACUCUGUGGAUGAAAUAUGAAGACUGCCUCUUUUUUCACUUUGGAUGUGGUCCUUGGAAAGUUACUUUUCGCAUUUUGAAUCUAAAUGCCUGUCAGGUAACACGUUCAUUGAAUCUUUUCCAUUUUUGACCACUGUUCAAAAUUCUUGUUGUGAAUGUUCAUGGAACUGGGGAUGGGGAUAGAUUUAUCAGAGGCAGAACAGUAGUUUUUGACUUCUGAGUUCUAAUGACCUGGAAUGCUGUAGAUUCAGGCUUGUCUGCAUUUAAAAUUUAACUAACAGCUGUUGAAAGAGAAUUGGCACCAAAUUUAUGUUCCAAAAACCAGAAGAUGCUACUCUGGAUAACAGUUGGUGUUGACCUGUCUAGAUGCUGGGGAGAAGGGCAUGUUGGAACUAUCAAGACAGUGGCUAAUUAAUAAAUUUUAGAGAAUGGUAACUUAGCACUAGAAGGACUAGCUAGAAACUGAACACAUGGAUUCCUCACGGCUUGCUUAAAGUAUAAGUUACAAAGCUGUUCCCUUCUAGGUCACUGGUUCAGCUCUAGUCCAAAUUGGCGUUGACUGAGAAUAGGUAAUACCUGAUGUGGGUGUUUAUUAGGUAGUAUGUGUGAAAUGAGUUAUCUUAGUCCAGUUACCAAUAAACAAGUAUCAAUAUCAUUAAAUCUGCUGUUUCCAAUCUUGGAGAAGAGGCCAAGAACUGAAUUAGACCCUCUCUCGCUUAUUGAAAGUAGCCCCUCAAGAUCAGUAUUAGAGAUUAAUUGGGCUAGGCAGUGAAGAAGAAACUUGCAAAAUAACCAUCUGUGCUGUACCUGUUCUUGGUUGGAGUUCUUUGAUCUCCAAGACUUUCAUGAGCACUAACCAGGCUCCAGUUUUUUUGAGAGACAACAAAUAACACCAGCACUUACUAAAAUAAUAAAAAUAAAAAAUAUGCCUGUUGAUCUUUUUUUAAUCUGGCCCUAGGAUUAUAAACCAUAAACUCUGAGCUUGGUGCACCUGAAUCUGCACCAGGACUCCAAGAAGAGAAUUUCCAUCCCCAGAGGCUCCACUUGCCUUCAUGUGAAAGAAUGCAAACUGGCAAUGAAUUCAAGACAACCUGGUAUUCUGCCUCCCAGUGUGGCUAAUUGCUGGUACUUCAGAGGAAAAGAAUCCCUACUCCCUAUAAGGCAAUUAGCCAGUUGUUUAAAGACGUAUGUGUUUGGGGAGGCAUUUCUUCCUGCCGUCCUUAUGAUCUGAAGCAAUAAGAAAGGAUCACUUCUGUGGUGGCAGGCUCAUUACACAAUUAUUUAGCUUUUUUGUAAAUCCAAGGAAAUAGUGAUCUGCCAGUAAGUGUGGUGAGGUAAGAGGUCCUUGGUGGGACAGAAGGUUGUUUGUUCCUUGUUAAAAUUAGAACAAAGUCAUAUAGUUCUUUGUAGGAAAAACACUUUGGGGGAGGGUGCGGCUAAGCCAUAAUGUCUGAUGUGGGGCUCUUACCACAAGAUUGGGAGCCAGAAAUUUCUGAGUUCUAGUCUUGGAACUGACCCUUACAUUCUCUGUCACUUGGGCAAGACACUGCUCUCAUGAGUUUUCCCAACUGUGAAGGUAAUACUUGCAACUGUUCCUUGCAGCCAUGUUGAGGUGAUUAAUUCAUGGUUUCAAAGCUCUUUGAAAAUGAAAAAUGCUAUAUUAGUGUUAAGUAGUAUUGUUAAUUGGAAAAAAGGGGUGGGAGAAGAAUGGUUUAUUAGAUGGAAAUAAGUCCUGUCAGUAAACCCUUAGUGUGGGCUAAAUAACCCUACAGAACUCUUCAUGACACUAGUCAUUUAUGUCUUGCUUUCUUGGCUAGGAAGAUAGAGAUUAUGGGGUUUAUUUGGUUUAUAAAUUACAUUUUUUUCACUUUCUUCAGCAAAAUAGCUUUGAA
Molecule: messenger RNA, 5769 nt
Organism: Chelonia mydas (Green sea turtle)
Lineage: Eukaryota; Metazoa; Chordata; Testudines; Cheloniidae
Gene: GPRIN2
Product: G protein regulated inducer of neurite outgrowth 2
Exons: 2
Coding region: 275-2080 (601 amino acids)
Biological process (GO): neuron projection development
Cellular component (GO): plasma membrane
Source: RefSeq, a predicted model, not a curated record